Messenger RNA from Drosophila innubila, 3114 nucleotides. RefSeq lists its product as uncharacterized. The transcript has 4 exons. Bases 192 to 3002 code for a protein of 936 amino acids. The record is from RefSeq and is a predicted model, not a curated record. Lineage: Eukaryota; Metazoa; Arthropoda; Insecta; Diptera; Drosophilidae.
AGAUUUUUUCAUUGAUAGGCCUUUUUGUUCGGCAUUUGUAUCAUACUCUAUUGAAAUUUCAGGGCGUUAGCUUCCAGGCUCUAGCAUAUAUAAAUUUGUUGCAGUGAAAUUAUUUGUGUUUUUCCUUGAUAUUUAACCGGGUAGCAAUCCAAAUUAAAUUUUUAAUAAACACUUCUCGAACGUUAUUCGUUAUGUCGAAGGCACCGUGCUGUUGGGCCUCAAAUGAGUUAAGCAGGGAUAAGAAGGACUAUAUACGCUGUUCCACAAGACAGGUUCAGCCGCCAUGUGACGAUGGCAAGGGUAAGAAGGGCAAGAAUGGCAAGGAUAAGGACAAGAGUGUUUGCUGUUCAACGGCAUUUCAAAUGCAAAUGGCCAAAGAUGCUGCCAACGAGGAUACCGAUGAGUUGCAAUGCGGUCCAUCGAAGAAGGGGAAAAAGAAUAAAGCCAAUAAGGAGAAUUUCCGUUGCUUCACUGCGAACAUGAUCUGCAUGAAACUCUAUAUGCCCGGCAGGGACUUUGAGUGUCCCGAACAAUUAAGGAUUACUGCCAACAUAUGUCGGGGCUGCAAGCCAAUUCUAUGCUCCAAUCGUAUAAAUGUGAACUGUCUGCCACAGGAACCGAGCGCUCGCUUCUCCAUGCUGGCCGAAUGCCUGGAAAAGGAGCUGAACGAGGGCAUCUCUGUGUCCGUCGUAUACAUGAAGAAAGAGAUAGGGCGUGGCUGUUUUGUCCCACCCGAGUCUGUCAUUCUACGAAUGACGAAUACCCUUCAGGAAGUCGUUUAUACCGCCAACGUUGAGCUGACCUGCAAGGGCUGUACCGUCGGUAUGUGCACUUUAAGGCUCUCGAUGCACAUGCGAUGUCAGUCCCUCGAUGUCUCGGAAGACGACGAGACCAACGACGACGCUUGUGGGGACAUGAUGGGCCUCAAUUCACAGAGUGGUGCCAGCUCAUCCACAGAUCCCUGUCUGGGCUUCGCUAGCAUUGAGGAUCCUUCUGGUGAUUCCUCCUGCUUGUGCAAAAGCUCCGAUAAUGCCAUUUCGAGAAGGAAAGCCGGCACUGAGUCGAGCAAGAAACUGAUUGACAUGGCUGGUCCCUACUCCAUCUAUGGCUUGACGGACAAUAAUGCGGGAUGCUUGGAUAUAAAGGCAUCUGCUGGCCCAGGCGGACAGUUCUCGGUGACAUCUCAUUUGGGAAGCGGCAAUACGAAUCGCAUGUGUCCUCCGAUUGCGCCGCCAAAGUUAAAGCAAAUGGGCAUUAAGCGGGAACGGGAAUGUCCCGUCUGUCAUGAGGAUGUGUCCUGGCUGCCACAGAUCGCCGCCUGUCCUCAUUGUGGCUACAAACCGUUGCCCGAAUUCGAGGAGAAGGACUACAAUGAGAAGGCCACAGCCAAGGAUAUACUCGUCGAAUUCUUCGACUCUUUGGGCGUCGAUCCGAACGCCGCUGAUCAGGGAUCUGUUGCCUGCUCUCAGACCUGCGAACAGCACACUGAGGGCAAGGCAUCGGAAGGCUUUGAAUCCAUUGUGCAGGACUACAAGGCUCUCAAGCAGAGCAUCAAGAAGUGCAAAUCCGCUCAGACAUGUCCCGGGGUUUCAAAGUCCUCGCAGAAGGCGAAGCCGCCAGAUCUGGUCAAUGUAUUUACGGAGCUUAGAAACCUCUUUUACGGUGCUGACGGCGACGAGAAUAAGAAGGCCAAGAUCAAAGAGAUUUGCGAUGAAGCCUGUAAACUGGCAAAGGCCACCCGGCGACGCGGUGUCAACAAAUCCACAUCCAAAGGAGGCAGUUCCUGUGGAAUGAUCAAAAUGCGAAAGCGACAUCCAAAGCGACAGAAAAUGUACGUAAAGUCGCGGCUCUACACGCCCGUGGAUCCCCUUGAGCAUAGGAGACAUGGCCACGCCCACUGUCGUGAGGAUGAGCACAAGGUGCCCGCCCACAUGGGUUGGCUGUGGACACAGCAUCCGCUUGCCCAGCGACCGGGCUGGCGUCCAGGUGCCAUUCGUCGUUCCAUACGUGAGCUGAUGAGCUACUUUCUCAAGGACUUUCCCGUGGACAGCAUACCCAUAUCCAAGUACAUGUCCUAUCACAAUCAAAAGCCUUGCCCGCCCAUAGAUCACGAGGAGAAACCCGAGGAUCUGGUCCAGUUGCCGACACUGCACAUUGAGAAGAAGAACGAUGAGUAUCUCAUCACGCUGCGUCCCCUCAAGGAUGCGGACACCUUAAAGCGGGCUGCGAAUCCCUAUGCCAACAUGAAGCCCGUUCAGUUUCGCAUUGUCAAGAAUCCACUGCUGAAGCAGGUGCGGGAGAUGAAACGUUGCCUGAAGAACAUGGGCUUCAGCAAGUGCAAGUGCCACAAGCCGGUGAUGGAAUGCUACUGUCGCAGCUUCAUCGACAAGAAGCAACUGGUGGAGGAGGUGCAACGGCAGUGCAUUAAACGGAACAUGGACAGCUGUGAGUACGAUCUCGUGCUCUCGGACACCUCGGACAGCGAGGCGGAGUUUGACUUUGGUGUCACACCUCCGGCGGGUCUAAUGCAUCCGGAGCGCUUGAAGGCGACGCACAUAACGCACACGGAGACUCAGUACAAUGAGAAUGACUGGGCCAUGCCCACAAUGUAUCCGCAUCCGCCCAACGCCCAAGUGCAGUACGGCGGUUGUGUGGUUGGCGAGCGUCAAGGUAAAUUCGAUUGGAUCUUCGGCAAGGGAUUUGUGCAUCGCCAGCCGAAGCCUCCAAAGAUGCGUAAUCCACCCAAAAAGAAAGCGAAGCGACCUUUUCAUGGUGCCCCUCGACCGCGUCAAGAGGGCGGCUUCUCGAGCACUACCGACAUCGGUCCAAAGUAUUUCAUAAGACGCGAUCCUCAAGCGACGGCUCCUCAGCAAGUGGAUCGCUUGCAACGACUCAACCGCGCCUCUCAUCCUCCCACAGCGUUACAGUUCCAGCGAUCGAGAGAUUCGGAGUCGAAAAGGGUCCGAUUCGACAUCAGUCAGAACGAAAAGUUCAUCAUAUAGUUAUUCAAAAUUAUGAUAUUUUAAUAUUACAGUUUUAGUUAAACAUUCAGAACAUUCUAGUUUCGAGAAAAACAUAUAAUAAAUAUGUAUCCCAAUAUUAAUACUUUUAUAA